Molecule: messenger RNA, 6269 nt
Organism: Motacilla alba alba
Lineage: Eukaryota; Metazoa; Chordata; Aves; Passeriformes; Motacillidae
Gene: NCBP3
Product: nuclear cap binding subunit 3
Exons: 20
Coding region: 64-1878 (604 amino acids)
Cellular component (GO): nucleus; cytosol
Molecular function (GO): mRNA binding; RNA 7-methylguanosine cap binding
Source: RefSeq, a predicted model, not a curated record
CCCGCCGCUCUGUGCCGCCCCGCGCUCGUCUCGCUGGCCGCGCUGGGCGGGCCUGGCGGAGCCAUGGCGGCCGUGCGGGGCCUGCGGAUCUCGGUGAAGGCGGAGGCGAGCGCGACCGCGGCGGAGCCGCGCGGCGCCGAGCCCGAGCCCAUGGAGGUGGAAGAGGGAGAGCUGGAGACCAUCCCUGUGAGGCGCUCGCUGCGGGAGCUCAUCCCGGACACCAGUAGGAGAUACGAAAACAAAGCAGGAAGUUUCAUCACUGGCAUAGAUGUAACCUCCAAGGAAGCAAUUGAGAAGAAGGAGCAAAGAGCCAAACGCUUCCAUUUUCGGGCUGAGGUGAAUCUGGCCCAGAGGAACGUGGCCCUGGACCGGGACAUGAUGAAGAAAGCAAUCCCUAAAGUAAGACUGGACACCAUUUACAUUUGUGGAGUGGAUGAGAUGAGCACCCAGGACAUCUUUGCCUAUUUCAAAGAGUAUCCUCCUGCUCAUAUCGAGUGGCUGGAUGACACCUCAUGUAAUGUGGUCUGGCUUGAUGAAGUGACAGCAACACGGGCUCUAAUAAAUAUGAGUUCCCUGCCUGAUCAGGAGAAAACAAAGAGCAGAGAAAACAACAAGGAGAAGACAGCUGAAAAAACCAAGAAAGAAAAACAGGAGGAAAGCUCUGAUGAUGAGACAGAAGAAGGAGAGGUUGAGGAUGACAAUCCCAGUGAUGUGGAGUUGGAUGCCCUCUCCCAAGUAGAAGAGGAUUCCCUCCUGCGUAAUGACCUUCGCCCUGCCAAUAAACUGGCUAAAGGAAACAAGCUGUUCAUGAGAUUUGCUACUAAAGAUGACAAAAAGGAGCUGGGAGCUGCAAGGAGAAGCCAGUAUUACAUGAAAUAUGGCAAUCCAAAUUAUGGAGGCAUGAAAGGAAUUCUUAGCAAUUCUUGGAAGAGGAGGUACCAUUCCCGGAGGAUCCACCGGGAUGUGAUCAAGAAGAGGACUCUGAUUGGGGACGAUGUGGGCUUGACUCCCCCCUACAAACACCGGCACUCAGGCUUGGUAAAUGUUCCUGAAGAGCCCAUCGAGGAGGAGGAGGAGGAGGAGGAGGAUCAGGACAUGGAUGAAGAUGACCGGGUGGUGGUGGAGUACCGGGAUGAGCUGCAGGCUUUCAGGCAGUCGCGGGAGCGCAGCGCCGCCAGGAGAUCCAGCGCCAGCGCCUCCGACUCGGAUGAGAUGGACUAUGACCUGGAGCUCAAAAUGAUUUCCACCCCCUCGCCCAAAAAAAGCAUGAAGAUGACCAUGUAUGCAGAUGAGGUGGAGUCACAGCUGAAAAAUAUUAGGAAUUCCAUGCGAGCAGAUAGCAUAGCCACCAGCAACAUCAAAAACAGGAUUGGCAGCAAAGGAUCCUUGGAGAAAGUUGCAGACGUGAGGCUCCUGUUGGAAGAGAAACGUCAGAAUAACUCUGGGCCACGGCAGCCAAACAGCACUGUCAAAUCAGAUGUGAGGCAGAGACUGGGAAAAAGGCCACACUCUCCAGAAAUCAAAGCUCCAAGCAGUACCUCUGCUCCUCGUCGAGAACCAAUCUCAGAUGUGCACAGCAGGCUGGGAAUCCCCAAACAAGACGUGAAAGGCCUCUACUCUGACACCAGAGAGAAGAAAUCAGGUAAUUUAUGGACCAGAUUGGGGUCUGCUCCGAAGGCACAGGAAAAGACUCCAGAGAAAGCUGAAAACUCUGUGGCAUCUCCAGAGGAAGAUGACUCUGAGCUGCAGAGGGUUUGGGGUGCUCUCAUUAAGGAAAAAGAACAGUCCAGGCAAAAAAAGAGUCGCUUGGAUCAUUUACCCUCCCUACAAAUCGAGAUCAGCCGGGAAAGCAGCUCUGGCUCAGACUCUGAAUCAUGACUGGGUUCACAGCCUGACCCUCCAGGAGCUGCCUCUGCAGCCUGGCAGCAUCCCCUUGGCCCAAAAGCUGGACACUGGCAAAGACUCUGCAGUGAAGGUUCCAGAAGUGUCUCUGUUCCUUUUCUACAACGAGAGAGGCAUAAACCACUUGAAACCUGAAGCAAAGACGUUUGUCUGGAGUGUGUGGCUGGCCCUGUGCUCUGUAGGGCAUUGUCAUCUCUGUGUAUGACAGCAAACCUGUAGUGAAUUGUAGCAAAACAUUUUCUCCCCCGAGCUUUGAACUUAAAAGAUGAGGCAGAAAUGCUCUGUAUUUUUAAGGAGACCUUUUCUGUUCUUGAUGCUUUCAUCAUGGAGGCUUUUAACAAAAUGUUUUACACACCUCAUCCAAAGAACAGGGCAUUUAUUUCAUUAUCCAGAUCAUUGCCUUGCCCUUCUGGCUCUUACCAGCACCUUUCCUUUCCUCUUGAAGUAAUAACAAUGAAGCUUCCUGGGUGGGCAGCCAGCAAGGAUAAAGCAUGAAGGGAUUGAUUAUCACACUCCCUUCCUCCAACACACUGAAUGUAAAUCCAAGUUACACAUUUUAUUACAGUUAAAUUCCCUGUAGGUGUCCCAGUGGCACCACCAGAAUCCAAGGAAUCCUGCUCAUUCAUUUUGGUGAUGCCACGUUCUGCUGUAGCAGGGAUUAGGACGUUCAGGACUGCAAAGUUGGAUGUUUGACAAUUGUGUAAACCCCUGAGGGUUUGGGGGUUGUUUUUUUUUUGCUGUUGUUCCAUGAGGAGAGAUUAUAUUCCUGUCAUUCCACCUGGAUUAUGUCCUGAAGCAAUCCAAUAGCUGGAAAGCAUUUUUAUAUUUGUGAGAAUCUUCCCAUUGGCCACGGUGAAAGCUCUAGUGGUGUUCUCCUCUGUGCUGUUCUAUCUAUGUAGAAAUGAAAGAGAAAAGGAAAACUUUAGGAUCACAGUCUCCUGUCAAUAUUCUGGAUGUUCUUCCUGUAUAUUACACGUGGAUGUGGACAUGGGUGACUUGUUCCAUUCAGCUUUUGUACCUGCACAUUUUCACCCCUCCCUGGGUAGGACAAGGGUUUGAUCAGCGUGCAGCUGCUAUUUUUUUUUUUUUCAUGUUGCCAGUAAUUCUGAGUGAGGAAUAAUGCAGCACAUCACAUUCAGGUAAACAGGUAGCAAAACCAUUUUAAUAGUCUGAAAUCUGUUUGCAUUGUCCCUGUUCCUUGGUUCUGUCAGUCCAAAAUACCUGUGAACUCCUCAUUUCUGCUUUUUAACAAGCAACUUUUUCACUUUUUAUUUUUUUGCCCCCCCGCCCCUUUUUUACUAAGUUAAAGUAGGUUUGAGAUUUCAGCAAGGAAUCUGCAAAAUGAACUUUUCUUAUGCUCUGUGAUGUGUGAGGAUAGCAGCGUGUCAAAUGAAAGGUCAAAUGUCAGGCACAGUGACUGAAGGGGCAAUCUGGGGCUGACCAGGCUUCAAGCCUUACUCUUUCCUUGUUUUGUGACACUCAUCCUUGAUUUUAUAUUUAAUUCUUGAAUAUAUAAAUAUCUCAUAAAAGUACUGUUGAGAGAAACGCCUGCAAUGUCUGAUCACUGUAACAACUCAUUUUAAACGUGUGCUUUCACUGAUAUCCUCUCCCCAAGCUUGCCCAGAGAAUCACUCCCAUCUCUCCAGAUCCUGAUAAAAUUUAUUUCACUGGUGUCUUUUUGCCAGUAAACCUUUGUGUCGUGUCACUGCUUUGAAUCCAUUGGGACCUUUCUUUCUGCUGAAAGGAAUCAACACCUCAACCACCAAAGCUGGAUUAUUGGGAGCCCUUGUGUGGUGUUUCCGUGUCAAUAUUCCUAAUUUAAACCUGCUGAAGGAUAAACUGAUGGGAAUGGAGGAUCUCUAGCUGAUAUAAAAGAUGUGUGAAUCAAGCACAGGCCUGUGACCCUUAACUCUGCUUCUGCCUUCCAGGUUGUCAGAAAUACGCCAUAAAAAUCCCCCCACACUGGUCAGGACUGUGGUUUUAUGGAUUUGGGGGUGUUUUGUGUGAUACUGAGCCCACAGGAGCUUAGCUGUAAGAAAAAAGGAGGUUUAUUGUUUAGAGAGGGUUUUGUAAUUGAGUGAGCCUGGUUUUGCUUUUUUACAAUGUACAGAGAAGCCUUGGAGAGUGCUGGUAUUAUCAGGAAUUCUUUCCAGCUUUGGGCUUCCUUAGUUACCCGAGCCGGGGACUUGGUAAUUAAAAAUGAACUCUGAAUUUUAAGUCAAUGCUUUUUCCUCAGCAUUUUAACUUCCAUCUAUUUGAUCGAGAGAUUGCAAAGAGAAUUUUGUUCCAAUUUCCCUCCUCUUUGUGUUCAGCUGUUCAAUCCUUCGCUGAUGUGAUUUGUCACUCACCUCCCAGCUAUCAUCACCUACAAGAAUUCGAUGCAGAAAUUGAUGUUUGAUAGGGAGACUGGACCUAUGUCUUUCACUAAAAUGUGUUUAUGUUGAAAAUGGCAAAAAAAAAGAGGAGAAUGUUGGCUUUGGCUCUUGCUGGAGGAUCUGAAUUUUAGGUGAUUUGUUGUAGUGCCACACUAGUCCUUCUUGUAGGAAGUUUUUGCUGUUUGGAAAAGGUGGAUUUUUGAUGAACAGUUCUUCAGGCUGACUGAACACCGGUGUUGAGGGUGAAAUUUUAAAGCAAAGGUGGCUUUGUGUUUCUUGUUAAAACGAUGGCUGAUGCACUUAACAGAGGGAAAAGGACACAAAAACACCCCUGUUUUCAGUUCAAGAUGACACAAUGAGAAAAGAACGGAACUUUUCUUUUAAAACAGCUGUUCUGUUCUAAAUAAAAGUGGCCUGAAAUCACUCCAGCCUCUCCGGUGUUCCUGGAAAAGGCAGAAUCCAGGGCAGGGCCAGUGCUCCCUGGGGCUGUGCCCAGCCGGGGCCACACGGGGGUCCUUGCCCGAGACUGUCACCUGUCCCUGCCCUGAGGUGGUGCCUAAACCUGGUUUAGGUUUUUUGGGGGUUUGGGGGCCGGGCUUUGAGCGAUCGCCCGCCCCGUUCCCUCACGGCCCACACGGGAGGAAACGGAAGGCUCGGCGCCCCCCCGCCUGCGGAGCAGUGGCACAGCCCGCCCCGCCGCGGGGUGGUACGGCCCAAGGCUUUAUAAGCGGCCGCCGAAAGCAAUCGCGCCCUUUCGUCCUGCGCUCUUGGAGCUGCUGAGGCCACCAUGGAGGCGGCAGCGGCACCGCCACCCCGCCGGCAGCGCCGGGACCCCGCCGGGACCGCGGAAAGCCCUCCCCGCAAAAAGAUGUCUUGAAGUAAAGAGAAGUGCCGUCAGAUGCGAGAACUGACGAUACCCUGCUUCUGGUCUGAAAUGCAGCUACACACACAGCUCAAAGCUCCACAUUCAUCCUCUAGAGCCAGCAGGCAGCUUGCUGUCCGUGAAACCUCUCACCUUCUCGUGCUUCUGUCCCACUUCUCUGCAGGGCUGGGCUUGCCCCUGGGUGUGGCACAGGAGCAGCUGGCGAGGUGGCCCUGAUGUGAAGGUAGAGCCUGCAGGUCUGUGCUGCCACGUGCUGGUGGCUGAUGUCCCCUCACUGAUGGGACAGCUCUUCCCAAGUCCUGUGGAGGGCACUGAGACAGCAGAGCAGGAGAACCUGCUGGGUGGUGCUGCUGGGAACGUCUCUGAGGCAGAAGGACUCCAACAAAACGCCUGGGCUUGAGGAGUUUGUGUAGACACAUUUUCUGCCUGUUACAAAGUGGAGGAAGAGCUGCUCAUUUUCCAUCUCUCCUUCAUCUCAGAGCAGUGAGGUGCAGAGGAGCUGCUGUUUUCCAGCAUUGGUAUCAUGCAACAGAAGUGUCACAGGUCUCUGCUCCUGGAUGCCAAACGCCAUGGAGAACAUCCAACCCUCAGGUAACCAGGGGUUAAAUCUGCCACAGCCUCACAGAGCCUCCACAUUCCCAAAAGCUGUCCCAAAUAUUUCCUUUUCCUGCUAUUUUCAAGGUGAUUUCUCAUGAUUUCACAUCAGAGGGUGAAAGGAGUUCAGGCUCAGUCCAGCUGUCACCAGCAGAAAGGACAAGUGGCAAAGAGAAGAAUGGGCUGGACCUAAGGAAAAACACCUGGAAAACCCAGGAGAAGUGAGAAAAGAACAGCUCCUGGCUCUUUCCAGGUGCCAGCACUGGGGGAUUUGCACCAGUGAGGGCUGGGAGCUGUGAAACAAAAAAUGGGGUUAGAAAGUGCAGAAAAUGCCACGUUGGCUCAGCCCGGUGAGGACACUUGGGGUUUCUCUGAGCAGCAACAGGGUCAAAAAAUACACAAAUUUAGGCCCAGAUUGACCCCAUUUAAUUCCAUUUAAACUGAGCUGCUUGACCCUAAUUUCUUCCCCUGCUUCGUGCAGGGGCAUUUACAAGAAUUGUGUGUAAAAAAAAAAA